Molecule: messenger RNA, 1317 nt
Organism: Cercospora beticola
Lineage: Eukaryota; Fungi; Ascomycota; Dothideomycetes; Mycosphaerellales; Mycosphaerellaceae
Source: RefSeq, a predicted model, not a curated record
AUGAGUGGCAUCAUUCGCGAAGUUCACCCGCUUCUCACGCUGAACACCCCCGCUGGAGCCAGUGAGGAUGGGGGCGGGGAGCAACCACCGCAACCUCACACUCACAACGGCGUCGCAAUCGCGCUGCAUGCCCACGUUGUGCACACUCAACACAGACAAAACGAGGUGUUGGCAAAUCAGGUGCCAGAUUUGAGCCACUCUCCAGAAGCGACAUCCAUUACCGCACCCACGCUACAAGUAUCAUCAAACGACAACAUGGCAGAGAGUGCGACUGCUAUCAACGUGCUCGAGGCGCGGAGUGCGAACCACCUGAGGCGCCCUGUGAAUGGCGAUGUCGCAAUGAAAGUCUUCAGCAUUACCGAACUCCUGGAACACAUUCUGCUCUGUGCCAUCGCUGAGCAAAUGCCAGAGCGCCUGCGCUACGAUAAUUCCAUGCUCAAGCUAAGUCCAAUGCCUGGCUCUGCUCGAAGAAAUUCGCGGGGUGGAGUCUGUCUCUUCAGUCUACAGAGCGUGAACAAGGUCUUUCGUGCUACAAUCAAAGAGUCGACGAAACUCAAGCGCCUUAUCUUUCUGGCGCCAUACGGCAAUCCGGUUCUAAGAACAUCCGAUGCUGCUCGCCAAGACUUGGUACCAUACCACACGCCACUGUUCUCGAUCUUGGAUAAGCUGGACAACAAUACAGACAAUUGCCUUCUUCACUGGAACUACAACAGUAGCCGCAUGGUUCAGACAGACCCCGAAUCUGGAGUUACCACUGUCACAAUCAAACUAAUGGAGGAUGUGCCCGACGAGAAGAAAAUGUACUCGAGGGCCAUGUCCAUGAUGCCGAAAGGCUGGUGGAACGCUGAAGCAAGCUGGAAAAAGAUCAAAGUAUGCAACUCCAGAGAUAUGGUGCCCCUGACGCUUAAGAUUAUGGAACAGGACGAAGGUCUCCCGUUGUCACUCUUUUCCAGGUUUGGCCGUCUAGACAUCUCUUGGAAGCUCAAAGGGGACGAGACUCUAGGCUAUGUGUUCGAAAUGCUCAGCAGGUUACUCCGCCUCGUCGCCGAUCGGCGAGCGGUGGCCAGAGAGAUCGAACGCAAAUGGGAGCAGCUUCAAGCAGAUGUAGAAGGCGAGUGGUACGACGCAUAUGGAGAAUCAGACGAGGAGGGUGGAGAGUCUUUUUGGCAGCACCGAGAAAGCUUCUGGGGCUUACGUGACGUUGACGUUGGAACUCAGCUGAAGAAACUCGAGCCUGUCCUUGAACAGUGGAAGCUCGCUGUCGAAAAGAGACAGGAAGCGAACAAGGAAUUGCAAAAGGACAGAAAAGAGUCGUAG